GCGUAAGGCAGCACUCAUAAAUAUUCGACGUCAAGAUACAAUAAACCGCAUGAAGACCUCCUCUCAGUUGUUCGACGUUGUAAAGAGGUAAUAUCACGAUGGCGCCACAUUAUGCGAUGCUCGAUACAAGAGCUCUCGAUGCCGCGAGCUCUCACUUCGCUAAGCGUGACCUGACUGUCACUCACACACAGGCGGUGACGCUAGGGGUGAUGGCUGUGUACGUGGUAGUGAUCGCGCUAUUAUGGAACUUGCCCUAUCUCCGAUGGUCGCUAUGGCCUUUCAAGAUGCUGGUCAUUGCUUUCCACGAGUUUGGUCAUGCGAUCACCGCGUGUUGCACCGGAGGCAAAGUGGAAUCCAUCUCCCUUGAUCCCCAUGAAGGAGGAGUCACCCAUAUGCGGGGUGGAAUUAGCGCCGUCACCCUCCCCGCCGGAUAUUUAGGAUCAUCCAUCAUCGGUGCCCUCCUGAUUUUCGCGGGGUUCGAUAUUGUUGCGAGCAAGGUUGCCAGCAUUGUCCUGGGUGUCUGUUUCUUGCUUACACUGUGGUGGGCUCGAAGAGACUGGCUGACCAUCAUCACCAUUCUCUUGGCGGUCGGGCUGCUGGUGGCGUGUUGGUUCAUUGCCCAUGGGGAGGCGCUGAAGUGGGUGGUGCUGUUCAUCGGUGUCAUGUCUGCUCUUUACAGCGUCUGGGAUAUUUGUGACGACCUCAUUAUUCGAAAGGUCAACACUUCAGAUGCCAGCGUGUUUGCCAAGCGCUACGGCGGCUCCUCCCGCUGCUGGGGUGUUAUUUGGUCCAUUAUCUCCCUCUGUUUCAUGGCUAUCGGCAUCAUUGCUGGUAUUGCGGCAUUCCGGGAGUCAUUCAGCGAGCAAGAAGAAUCCUCGAAGCAUUUUAUUCCCACUAUCUAAGGGCGUAUUCGACGUUCUUUAGAAGCGGGUAGUAUCACGAACAUCUAUAUCGACGAGAAGACGAUUGAAGCCUGUAUACCUGGAUUGGUGUUGUCUGGAUUUUUUCCUUAUACCCCUGUGUUUAUGCCGAACUGAUACGAAUGCGUCACGGAUUGAAUGUUAUAUCUCUUUUAAGAUGGUAGUUCCCGGAGGAUUUCUAAGUAAUUCAAUCAAGAGAUUUGAAGUUAUUACA
This is a messenger RNA of Aspergillus pseudonomiae, 1134 nucleotides long. RefSeq names its product M50 family metallopeptidase. Lineage: Eukaryota; Fungi; Ascomycota; Eurotiomycetes; Eurotiales; Aspergillaceae. The coding region runs from base 99 to 902 and encodes 267 amino acids. The record is from RefSeq and is a predicted model, not a curated record. The transcript is spliced from 4 exons.